AUGAGCGUGAAGGUAUAUGUGGGCCUCGCUACAGCAGGCAGCGUGUUUGUUAUAAUAAUGUCGCUGGUGGCUGUCUGCGUCAUCUACAACGAUAUUAACAAUCUGUAUGAUGAUGUAAUGGAUGAAAUGGGCGAAUUUAAGGUUCUGUCGCUUCUGUUCAUCCCAUGUUCUCAGGACCCAAGAAGUCGCUCACAGUUGAUUUUGAGCAAGCUGUCUGGGUUCUUUGGUGAACUAGUAAACGUUUUAAGUAAUUAG
Gongylonema pulchrum is the source of this 255-nucleotide messenger RNA. The record is from the annotation of a GenBank genome assembly. NCBI's taxonomy places the organism in Eukaryota, Metazoa, Nematoda, Chromadorea, Rhabditida, Gongylonematidae.